ACUAGUUGCUGUAAACCAUGGCAGACUCCUAUAUGUGUUCUCUGUGUGCUGAUGCACUACAGGACCCCAUCACCAUCCCUUGUGGAGAUGCAUUUUGCCUGGAAUGUAUCAAGGUCUACUGGGACCAAUCGGACCACCUGGGUGUCUACAAUUGCCCAGAGUGUCGGGCAACCUUCACUCCUCGUCCUGUCCUGCGCCGCAACGUGCCUGACGUUGGUUCUCGUGAACGUCACUCACCUUUAACGGCAUUAACACCCUUUCCGGACCUCAAGAGGGACUCCUUGUGUGAUUUCUGCACAGGCCGAAGGAACCGGGCAGUCAAGUCAUGCCUGGUGUGUCUGGCGUACUACUGUGAGACACAUGUCAAGCCUCACUAUGAGUCUGCCACGUUCAAGCGGCACAAGCUGGUCGAUGAGAUCGGGCACCUAGAUCGUAAGAUCUGCCCACAGCACGAGAAGAGCCUGGAGCUGUUUUGCAAAUCGGAUCAGAUGUGUAUAUGCGUUCUCUGCACGGUGAGGGAACACCGUGGACACAACAUAGUCAGUGCCGAGGAUGAGCGUACCGACAAGCAAAAAGUGCUAGUGGGGACCCAGUCUGAAGUCCAGCAUGUUAUCCAGGAGCGCAUGAAGGAACUACAGGAACUCAGGCACAAUGUGGAAGUUCUCAAGGGUAAUGCUCACCGUGCCCAAGCGGCCAGCGAUAAGACCUUCAGCGAGAUGCUGCAGUCUGUGGAGCGCUGGCAUGCUGAGAUUUGCCAGCUCAUUCAAGCUAACCUGCAGGCCGCCAUGGCACAGGCUGAUAGCUAUGUGGAGCGGCUGGAGCAGGAGAUCAUGGAGCUACAGAGGCGAGAUGCAGAGUUACGGCAUAUACUUGACACUGAGGACAACAUACAUUUUCUACAGAACUUUCCGGUGAUGUAUACUGCCCCAGAGCAAAUGGUGCCCAAAGUCCUGAUCAACCAAGAGUUCUCCUUUAAUGAGGUUACCAAAACGGUAACUGUCAUGAAGGAACACCUGGAUGACAUCUGCAAAAAAGAACUGGACAACUUGUCCAAAAAAGUGAGUGACAUCCCAGUCUAUGUGUUAAUCCCCAGGAAUGGUGGUCGGUUUAAAGAUCAUGUUUCAUCCAUGCCAACAAAAGCUGAUCUUCAGGAACCCAAAACUCGAGCAGACUUCCUCAGAUAUACAGUGAGACUUACCUUUGACCCCAAUACGGCCUAUAAGGAGUUGGUCCUGUCCAACGGGAACCGCAGGGCAAUUCGGAAACGCGUGGUCCAGUUUUACCCAGAGCAUCCAGACCGCUUUGACGGCUUUUGUCAGGUCUUGUGCGCUGAGCCUUUGAGUGGCUUCCGUUAUUACUGGGAGGUGGAAUGGAGCGGCGAGUUCUCCAUCGGCGUCACCUACAAAAGCAUCAGCCGUAAAGGCAAGAACUCGCACAGCCUCCUCGGCUACAACGACCGAUCCUGGAGCCUCCUGUGUUCUGACUCCGGAUACUCGGCCUGGCACAACAAGACAGAUAAAGAUAUUUCAAGCACAGUCAGGGCCUCACGGAUCGGCGUGUAUCUCGAUUACGCCGGUAAUUCGCUGUCCUUCUACGCCGUCUCAGAAAAUAUGGAGCUCAUCUACAGGUUCAAGGCCAAGUUCUCCGAGCCACUAUAUGCAGGGUUUGGAGUCGGAGCCUCUGUAUCGCUGUGUUCACCGGAGAAGAUCACAUAGCUGUACUCCUGAGGACAACACUGAGCUAAAACAUGAUUUAUCCUGCUUUCAGCAAGGGCCAAAACUAAGACAAGUCAAUGUUCUUUGAAUAUUUAGGAGUUCUCAGCUGGCCAGUAGGGUUCUACUUGGAAUCUUCUCAUAAAA
Ictalurus furcatus (blue catfish) is the source of this 1859-nucleotide messenger RNA. It is a transcript of the gene ftr84, whose product is annotated as finTRIM family, member 84. The transcript has 9 exons. The coding region runs from base 18 to 1715 and encodes 565 amino acids. NCBI's taxonomy places the organism in Eukaryota, Metazoa, Chordata, Actinopteri, Siluriformes, Ictaluridae. The record is from RefSeq and is a predicted model, not a curated record. Gene Ontology annotation, molecular function: protein binding; zinc ion binding.